CCGCCUCCGCCGCCUCCGCCGUCGUCGUCGUCGCUGCCGCCGCCGCGUACGGAGAGGCCGGGAUCGAGACUUUCCGUUCGCCGUCCGCACGCUCGUCGAACGCCACAGGGCGUCGGGGUGCGAUGCAGCUGUGAGAAAUCGCGCAAAUCGCCGCAAUCGUCCGUCGUUCUUGCGGUUAUUAUUCGCACGAUACGCAGGAUCGACCGUAUCGCCAUCGCCGCUACCGCCACCGUCGCUGCCGCCGCCGCCGCCGCCGCCGCUGCCGCCGCCGCCGCCGUGUCGCAGAUCCGCAAGUAGUUACAGCCAAGUCGUGAUCCGCCGCUACGGUCGUCGCCGCCGCCACCGCCGUCGAGUAACGCCCAGGGGAGGAAGUGCAAACAGCUCGAAGAGAGCGGCUGCGGGACCGUCGACAGCACGUCAAAAUGGCACCGAUCGUCAAGAGAGAGGCGCCCGCAGCGCCCGAUGAAGCUGGCAGCGGUGGUGCUACCUCGCCGAACACGCUGUUGAGCACGGAGGAGGAGAGAAUCACAACGGAUGAAGCCGUCACCGAGGCCGCGGCUGGGUCCUUGGAUAAAAUCGAGAAGAUCGGCAAGGAGAUCGCGGAUGAAGUAGGAAUACCGCCCUGGGGCCUUGUUGCUAUUUUAAUAGGGGUUGGUAUCAUUGUCCUCGGCAUCUGCUUCUGCUGUAUACGAAGAUGUUGCCGCAAAAGACGCACCAAAGACGGCAAGAAGGGCCUGAAGGGCGCGGUGGAUCUCAAGUCCGUGCAGCUUCUCGGCAGCACGUACAAGGACAAGGUCCAGCCGGAUAUGGAGGAGCUGACGGACAACGCCGAGGAACCGGACGAGGCCGAGAGCAAGCAGAGCGAAGUUAAGCUCGGCAAGCUGCAGUACAAGCUCGAAUACGACUUCAACUCGAACAGUCUCGCCGUAACGGUGAUACAGGCGGAGGAAUUGCCGGCGCUAGAUAUGGGCGGCACGUCAGAUCCAUACGUAAAAGUGUAUCUGCUACCGGAUAAGAAGAAAAAGUUCGAGACGAAGGUUCACAGGAAGACACUGAGUCCGAUCUUCAACGAAACGUUCACGUUUAAGGGCGUUCCUUAUGCCGAUGCCAUGAACAAGACCCUCGUCUUCGCCAUCUUCGACUUUGAUAGAUUCUCGAAACACGAUCAAAUCGGUGAGGUCAAAGUGCCGCUCUGCCAGGUCGAUUUGGCGCAGACGAUCGAGGAGUGGCGGGAACUGCAGAGCGUCGAAGGUGAAGGUGGACAGGACAACAAGCUAGGAGACAUAUGCUUCUCGUUGAGAUACGUGCCGACGGCUGGCAAGCUUACGGUGGUCAUUCUCGAAGCUAAGAACUUGAAGAAAAUGGACGUCGGUGGUCUUUCCGAUCCUUACGUAAAGAUCGCCUUGAUGCAGAACGGCAAGAGGCUGAAAAAGAAGAAGACGUCGAUCAAGAAGUGCACCCUCAAUCCGUAUUACAACGAAUCAUUCACCUUCGAGGUACCCUUCGAGCAGAUACAGAAAGUGCAACUCGUCGUCACCGUAGUGGAUUACGAUCGUAUCGGCACAUCGGAACCCAUCGGGAAGGUCGUGUUGGGACAGAACGCAAGUGGAACGGAAUUGAGACAUUGGAGCGACAUGCUGGCGUCUCCUAGGCGCCCGAUCGCCCAGUGGCACACGCUGAAGGACCCCGAAGACGGAGAUAAGAAAGAUUAAGAACGUUGACGUUCCAGUUAAGGGGUGCGAAAUACAAAAAAAGAAUUGGGAAACCCUGCUGUUGACUGUUCGUUGAUCACGACUGAAAGCCAGGCCAGUCGACGUGGGCGAUCGACGCGAUCGCUUCCUCUCGAAAUUUUUCGCUAAUCGUGUCGGGACGACGUUCGUUACGUUUACCCUUUGCAUCAUUAAAGUCGACCACGCCGUCAUCAUCAUGCAAAAUGUGCAAACCCUUGCAUCAGAAUUUAGCAUUUUAACGACGAUAAGCUAACCAGAGAGGGGAUUGGUACUGUCCACUUUUUACGGUAGAUUAUCACGUUCUUUCACGUAAGAUAACACUUGGUUUUCUAGCUAUCUCGUGUCACUCAAGACCUAUGCGGACGGUGCUGGCGAACUGCUCGCAGAAUUGCUAAGUCGAAGAGACAUUUACGAAGGAACGAAGUCGGAUGCGUUUUUGUCUACCGUGUAUAGCGUGCAUGCGCAUAGUUUGACGUCGCGAGCACCGGCCGCGUAAGAAUCGCACAUCCACACUUGAGAAAGAACGAA
Molecule: messenger RNA, 2258 nt
Organism: Harpegnathos saltator (Jerdon's jumping ant)
Lineage: Eukaryota; Metazoa; Arthropoda; Insecta; Hymenoptera; Formicidae
Gene: Syt1
Product: synaptotagmin 1
Exons: 10
Coding region: 423-1712 (429 amino acids)
Biological process (GO): synaptic vesicle endocytosis; calcium ion-regulated exocytosis of neurotransmitter
Cellular component (GO): plasma membrane; dense core granule; exocytic vesicle
Molecular function (GO): clathrin binding; calcium-dependent phospholipid binding; calcium ion binding
Source: RefSeq, a predicted model, not a curated record